UCACGGCAUGCCUCGGGAUGAGAGGCCCGUGGAACGUCACCCCGUGCCACCACGGCAGGGACAGCUGGCGCCAGUCCAGGCUGCUCCAGGCCCUGCCCGAGCUGUCCGUGAGUGCUGUGGGCGCUGCUGCCGCUGUCACGGUCCAGGAGGGAGCAGCGGGGCCUGCAGCAGCACCCCAGACAAGAGCCGGUUCAGCUAAACAACUCAUUCCCUCCAAGGACGAGAAAACCACAACUUCUCCUAGCCCUGGAAAAACCUUUUGUGACUGCAAGACCAGCAGCUCAGAUGUAACGAGCUGGUUCUGGUUUGCUGAUGCCUCCCAGGGGAGAACAUCCAGCAGCAUGAGGGAGCUCGGCUUGGUUCUCCUGUGCCUCCUUCACAUCUCCAGGAAGGGUGUGCAGUGCAAUGGCUGGUCUGUCCACGUCCCGUCUGACGUUACUGGAGAACUUGGGAAGAUGGUUAUCCUGCCUUGCACCUUCACACAUCCCUACAAAACUUUUGACCGGGCUCUCACAGCCAUCUGGAGGAUCAAGGAGCCGUACAACGGCACGGUAAUCUUCAAGUGUGUGAGCCAGAGCAGCAGUGAGCUCUGCAAGACUGCCAUCAGCCACAAGAACAAGUACAAACUCCUGGGCAACCCCCGGCACAAGGACCUGUCCAUCAGGGUUGACAACCUGACCUGGAGCGACAGCGAGAGGUACUUCUGCCGGGUGGAGCUGGCCGGAGAUAUCCAGGACAAGUAUGAGAGCAGGAAUGGGAUAAAGCUGCAUGUGAUUGCAGCCCCCAGGAUCAUUAACAUCACAGUCAGCUCCAGCAGGGACCACACCUUCCAGGCUCGCUGCACGGCCGAGGGGGAGCCAGCGCCUGCCCUGACCUGGACCGGGCCCCCCUACAGCAACCUGAGCGCUAUCAGCAGCUCCAGCCACCGCGUCACCAAGGAGCUGCGGUCCCUGACCCACGAUGGGAAAUACACCUGCACUGCUGUCAACAGCCACGGCAGGGCAGAGGGCGCCGUCUACUUCUACAAAUUCAGAGCCUCCAACAGCUCCUCCUUCAUGAUCCUGAUUUUUGUGCCACUGGGAAUCAAGGUGGUCAUUUUGCUGGUGAUGCUGAGCUUCACAGUUUUCUCCAGAGAAGGUUCCCCCUCUGCUCCAUCCAGCCUGGCCAGGCCACAGCUGCCAGAGUGCACCUAUGAGAACUUUGACCGCAGACACUGCAGCAGACAGACCCUGCCCACUGGAGGGGCAGCGCCAAGGCGCAGCUGAGGGGCAGGCAGGACCCGUUCCCACGGACGUCCUUCCCAGGGAGCACAGAACCAGCCUUGGCCGAGGCACAGGAGGUCAGACCAGCCUUGGGGAGGUUGCAACUGGGUGAUCUCUAAGGUCCCUUCCAUAAUGCUAUGAGUUCCAGCCCUGCUUCUCCUCACAAGUGAGAUCAGCCUUUAUGGGGAAAAGAGAAGAAUGAUGGAGCUGGAAGAGCAAAACAUGGUCAGUUUUAACCUAUCUGUGUGUUUUUAAUCCAUAUCAGACAUUUAGCAAGCAGGCAAUAGUAUAAAAUUGCCUCACAGCUUUUUGCUUUGGUAUUUUUCAAACAUCACUCUAAAAAGCCAUUUUUCACCACUCCAUUUCUCUAACCACAUCCCAGUGGGUUACUAACAUGAUAGAAAUCCUAGCUGUGGCAAAACACUACUGGAAUUUCUGAUGAGGUUUGCUCCUUUUUAAAAAAUUAUUAUUAUUACUAUUAUUAUUCCUAAAUGCCCAGAAGACUUUAUUUUAGAGUUUAAAGGAAAUCUUAACUUUAAGGAGACAUCCAAGCAAAAAAUGAACAUGUUUUUCAAAAACUGGUAGAGCUGAAAGCAGGACAUGAGAAGUCUAAACUAGACUGUGUUCUAACUCUGCUUCAGCUCCUAGUGCCCAGAAACUCAAGAGCUUUGUGAUAAAUGUGCUGUGAAAAUGUUCCAAUACACCAAAUUUUUGGGGUUUCUUUUUCAAAGCUGAAGAAAUUCUUUCUAAACCAUUUCCACCUGUGUGUUACACAGAGAAGUUUUUUUAAGGUCUGACAACUCGUUUCUUAAAUCUCUCUCUUCUGAGAUGAAGUCACUACUACAAAAGCCAAGAAGUCAUAAAAGCCAACAGCAGACAAAUCUAACCCAAUUGCAAACAUCCUCCAAGAUCAGGUGAACAGAUCCAGCUUAUGGUAUAGGACAGUGUGGGUCAACCUGGAGUUCUGGAGAGGUAGGCAGAGGCCCAGUAUAGGGCUGGAAGACAGCAACAGGGUGGCUUAGAUGAGGAGGAGGAGAAAGAAGAGCAAGCAGGUGGCUUGAACUUCAUUUCAUGUUUAUAAGGCUGGAUUUGAUGCUCUGUGCACCCAUUCCAGUGCAGCAGCUCCAAAACUGUUCCCCAAACAAUCCUGCUCCUAACAACCACAAAACUGCUACCAAAAUACCAUCAAAGCUUGCAAGCCUAACCCCAGGCUGGGAAUCAUUAUUUUAAAGUUCACCUCUUCAUAAUAUCUACACUGGGAAAGCAAAGCAGAUUUUUAAAUGAUUUGGCCAGAAUGAUAAGCGGAAAAAAAAAAUGCAAGGAUAUACUUGAACCUGAUCUUUUAAAUCCCUGCUUAAAAUCCAAGCAGUUACAAAGCCAGAUUUAAUAAAAAUUGCAAAGAUAAAAGGGGAGUUACAGCAGACAGUGUAGUCACAGACCUGUUAAGCUCAGUUUCACAGGCGUCACAGAGGAAAGAGACCUCAGAGAUCUCAGUUGACAAACUGAAUUGGAUUUCUGAGCCCUUAUGAUUUGCAGACAUAGAGUAAUGAGAACUCAUUUCUACUUGUGCAUGGGAUUGAGGCUUGGCUUUCUGAUUUUUUUUCUCUCAAAAAUUACUUCUUUAACUCAAGUAUUUUGGGUCCAAAUAGAAGCAUCACACCUCAUGUCCCAAAACCAUGUUUUGUGUGUGGAGUGGAGAAAACCUGAUAGUGUGCAUUGUACCCCUGGUCCUCAUGGGACACUCAAACAUCCAAUCAAACCAGUACAAACUGGAAGGACAAAAGACAGCAAGGCACCCACCAGGGCAUUUCUGGUACUGAACUCAUGUGGGAGACACAAGGAAUGCCAAAGUCCUUCCAGUAAAACUAGAAGGAAUAAAGUCAAUCUGUUGGGCAGCACUUGGAAAAUAAGGCCCCAAGGUCUGGAGUUCACAUGUGCACAGAGAACUGCAAUACAAGUUCAGACUUCAGCCACUGCCACGCUGAUCACGAAGCUGGAAGAUUGGUCUGUAGGCGACACAUACAGCAAUUAUGUGUUAUCUGACGUGGAUCUUUCUAACAAGUUGAAAACAUCACAGUGUCUGCCACCAACUGCUUGAUUUUCCAUUUUUAUUUUGCAUGGUCUUUGCAGACAGAGCAUGUUAUAAAUACAACAUUUGUAAAAACUCAACAGCUGAAACAAUUCCUCAUUUUGAAAGUGCAUGUCAAACACAUAUUUCUGACUUCUUCACAUUUAUAUGCAACUGAUCAAUAACACUGAACCUAAUAAACCCAGUGCUUUUAAGUCUUUGGGGGGAAAGCAGCAGAAUGUAUUCCUCCAGACAUGAGUUUUCCAAAAGAGUCUGUUAAAAACUAUGCUGCAUUGGUAUCUGGUUACUAUACAGAGGGAUGUACAUAUAUAUAUUUAUUUAUAGGCUCGCAGAUAGAGCAAAGAACUCUAAGACCACAUUAAAAUGACGGUGAUCUAAUGACCCAGCUGGCAUAAUUAGCAUAAUCUGCCAAGAAGGAAAAGGUGAUCUGUCCUCUAGCACCAGAACCAUGGUUUAAGAGCAACAGCUCAAAGCAUCAUUGACCAGACAGAAGGUAGCACAUUUCUAUCCCCUAUUGACCAGAACUCAUGUUUUAACGUGCAACCAUGUCAAAAACACAAAGGCACAAUUAAUGGAGGAAGAGAAAAAGCGAUCAGUUCCUUCACACAGCUGUAGGGACUGGGACUGCAGGACCUUGGGCCAGCUCAAACAGAUCAGUGAUUAAAGGGACAUCAACAAGCACCAGGAAAAAUUCACCUUCUGCUUUUCCUAAACAAAAGUGCAUCCUAUGAUCAGACAAGGCAACAAAAGCAGCGAUCAUUCAGCUGAAACAACAGAUUUACAGGCUCAUGGUUCAUGCUUUGGCAACAGAAUUUUAACAAGUGAUCACCAAAUUUAGUACAACAAAAAUACCUCUUCACAGUGUCAUCUAAAAUCCUGUCAUGUCAUGUCCAGCCAGGCAGAAGAAAAUAAGCUUACAUGAUGGUUGUUAAACAUUUCCUAAACAACCAGACUUAGGAAUUAGGGAAUCCUAUUUAACAUGAUCGUAACUGACUGUUCCCCUCUCAGACACUGGAGAUCCAGAAAAUAUUUAAAUCCCCUUGAACUUAGCUAUAAGUUACUUGCAUUUAAUCAAGCAAUAUAGAUGCAGACACGCUAAUAUUUAGAAAACAGGAAAAAACAAGGUUCUUAGUUCCCAUUUUUGUUGGUAUUUACAGAAGUGGGUGAAGAUUGCAGGCAUGCCUCUAAACUACGGAUUUCUGUGGGAUAGCAAAAAAGUCAAGAUUUAAAAUACCAUCCUAUCAAAUACAGGGAUUUCACAAAAAUCGCUAGACACACACUCAUCAGGUAAGACUCAAAGGUAUUCUGGUUAAGAAAGUCAAACCUCUUUUUACACACUCACUUUGAACUGGCCUGAGUGAUGACACACUGGAAAAUAAAAAAAGGCACCAAGCAAAAACUUCAGACACCACAGGAUGAGCUGUGUUGACUAGUGAUUUGUACACCUAUCCCCAGGCACCCUUCUCUCCAAAGGGCACCACACACAGAAGAUAUUCAAGUGCUUUCAGUAAAAAAAAAAAAAAAAAUGCAAAGCAUUAAGCGAUUCCACAGGCCUAAAAAUCAAAAGGAAAGCAGGAAAAC
Molecule: messenger RNA, 4932 nt
Organism: Prinia subflava (tawny-flanked prinia)
Lineage: Eukaryota; Metazoa; Chordata; Aves; Passeriformes; Cisticolidae
Gene: SIGLEC15
Product: sialic acid binding Ig like lectin 15
Exons: 6
Coding region: 18-1265 (415 amino acids)
Biological process (GO): regulation of bone resorption; regulation of osteoclast development; regulation of actin cytoskeleton organization
Cellular component (GO): plasma membrane
Source: RefSeq, a predicted model, not a curated record